Aphis gossypii (cotton aphid) is the source of this 1994-nucleotide messenger RNA. RefSeq lists its product as uncharacterized. NCBI's taxonomy places the organism in Eukaryota, Metazoa, Arthropoda, Insecta, Hemiptera, Aphididae. The coding region runs from base 71 to 1279 and encodes 402 amino acids. The transcript is spliced from 2 exons. The record is from RefSeq and is a predicted model, not a curated record.
GUAAGUUCUUAGUGCUCAGUUGCCAAAAAAACAAGAAGAUCCUUCCCUACUUAAUGUCGUCAGUAGAAACAUGAUUCAUGGCCCAUGUGGUCCAUUUAACAUGAAUUCACCGUGUAUGCAAAACGGAAAAUGUUCAAAAGGUUUUCAGAAACUGUUUACUAUUGCGACACAAUCCGGACAGGAUGGUUAUCCAAAAUAUCGUCGUCGAUCACCGGAUGAUGGGGGGCAAACUUUUCAGCUUAGGAAAUCCGAUAAUCGCAUGGUCACAAUCGAUAAUCGGUGGAUUGUGCCAUAUAGCCCUUUAUUAUUACGUGUAUUUGACUGUCACAUCAACAUAGAACUUUGCCAUUCAGUAAAAGCCAUUCAAUAUAUUUGUAGUUAUAUUAAUAAAGGAUCUGAUCAGGCUGCAUUCUCAGUAGAAUUGCGUGUUGAAAUUAAAGCAUUCCAAAAUGGCAGAUAUAUUAGUUCAUCAGAAUCUGCAUGGCGGAUAUUUGGUUUUACGAUUCACGAACGGUCACCAGCAAUUUUUCAACUCUCAGUACACCUUGAAAAUGACCAACGCGUCUAUUUUACUGAUCAAAAUGCUCGCGAAAGACUUGAAAAUGUUAGAAACACCACUCUUAUGGCUUUUUUUAAACUUUGCCACCGUGACGAAUUCGAAAAAACAUUGCUUUAUAUUGAAGUUCCAUCUUACUAUACUUUUACUAAUAAUCGUUUCAAUAGAAGAAAACAAGGAGAGCCAAUUGUACAAUACCCUGGAAUCAAGAAAUCCAAUGUGCUCGGUCGAGUAUACACUGUUCACCCAAAUUUAAAAACUGUUGAUGACGUUAUCCACCCUACAUAUCAAAGAGCUUGCCAAGUGCUUGGCCUGUUACAAGAUGAAAGUCAUUGGAAUUCUACUCUCGAAGAAGCUGAUUUAUUUCAAUCAGUGUCGAAUCUAAGAGAACUUUUUGUUACUAUGAUAGCAUUUUGCCACAUUGCUAAUUUAACAGAACUGUGGGAAGAUCACAAAAAUAAUAUGUCAUUAGAUAUUUUGCAGCAAGAAAGGCAUCGUUCUGGAAAUCACGAUUUGGCUGUCACUCCAUAUAUUUUGAAUAAAACUUUAAUAUUAAUAGAAAAUGAUCUUCUGAAAAUAUCUGGAAAGAAGCUGUCUGAUUUUAACAUGGAAUCACCGUUACGAACUGAUGAUAAUGAUAAUAAUUUAUCAAAUUCCCUAGAAAUAAUUUAUAUGGCAAAACAACGUUUGCCGGGUCAGCUAGUUAUUAUUAUAUAUGAUUGACUAUUUUUAAACGCAACUUAAAUGUAUAUUAAAUUUAUUUUAUGAUUUUUACUAUACCCGGGAGAAUUUACAUAUUUCCGUUAGGUAGUACAAGAAUAAAUCCGGGAGAGUUUACACGUUUCUGUCAGGUAGUACUGGAGUAGACCGGGAGAGUGUACCAUCGGGAGAGUUUACAAUUGCCCAUUGAAAACACCUCCCAACUGUUCAAUGUCAAACAUAUGGGUAUACAUUGGGUAUACUAGGUACUGUUAAAAUAUUUAAUACUGCAAAAAUAAAAACUGAAUUAGGUCACAUACCUAUUGGAAUAAAAGAAUAAAUUAAAAAGCGUGCUCGAUUAUAUUUAAUAGAAUAUUUUAUUUGGAUAGAAAAAUAUAUAAUAAUAAUAUAUCCAGUACUUAAAUUUAAAAACACGGGUGAAACAUGAUCAGGAAAGAGACUGCAGAUGUCAUCGCCGAAUAAGAUUUAUAAAGAAAAACUAUUAUUUACACUAUAGUAACUUACGGGAAAAAUAACAAAAGUUUUUAUUAAAUUGACCUUUAGUAAGACAACAUGGGCGAAGAGUGAAUGGAACGAAUGUAAGAUUUUUCCGAUGCAGAACAGAGGUACAGUGAAGUAUAAUCCAAGAGAAGCAUAUAAAUUCGUGCGCACUAUCAGACUCUUAUAAAAAUUAUAAAAUUAUAAUAAGAAAAUAGAAAAUUAUUUAAAGUACUAAGUC